AUGCCAGCACCACCUCCUCCACCGCCUCCACCGCCUCCGCCCCCGGGGGGAGGCGGCCCCAUCGGUCGGCCAGCAAAAGGAGGAGAUCGGGUAUGGCCCUAUUUGUCGAACCCGUUUGCAACGUCGGGAAGGACAGGGCUGAUCUUAUAUGAAAAUUUGAACAGGGUGCGCUUAACUCGGACAUUACGAAGGGGAUAAGAUUGCGGAAAGCAGUCACGAAUGACAGGAGUGCCCCGACCGUCGCGGGUGCCGGGGGUGCGGUUGGGGGUGGAGGGAGGGUUGCGUCGUUGGGGGCUCCACCAGUUCCGGGUGCGCCACUGGUUCCAAGGGUUAGAGCUGGAAGCGAUGGGGGGAGAGCGAGGAGCAAUAGCGAUGCUGGUGGGGGCAGCGUUGGAGGGGGAGGAGGUUUGGUUACGGCGGCGCCACAGUUGGGGGGAUUGUUUGCGGGCGGGAUGCCGAGGCUGAAGAGUCGGUCGGGGGGUGUUGAUACGGGAGGUUUGUUUUAUGACCCCACUCUAGUGGACAGAUGGCAGCUAAUGGCCUGUGGGUUUCACAGCAUCACGAGAUUCUUCAUACAUCUCAGACUCGGAGAGCACAUCUUCAAGGUCUACUGCACCUAUUCCUCCACGAAUGCCACCUAUGCCACCCAGAGUGGGUUUGCGGCCGACGCCUACCGCACCAACCGGAUCUGCACCAGCAAUUCCCUCGCAGGCGGCUUUCCGCAGACCUCCGCCCGCACCGAUCAAGCGACCGCUCGCUUCCGCUCCCCUCCGCGGCACUCCUACCUCCCCCAGCAGCCCACCUUCAAGGUCCACACCUCCACCUCCACCUCCACCGUCACUUGCGCCCUCCCGUCCGUCCCUAUUACGCAAGACUCCAUCACCUCCCUCACACAUCCAAACCGAUUCACCACCCCCCAGCGCCCCUCCACCUCCACCAACCUCGGGCUCAGUACCCAGAGCCCCUCCGCCGGGGCCACCACGUAGCAAUCCACCCCCACCACCUCCUCUCCCGCCUGUCAACGGAGGCCCAAACCCAGCGCUAGCGGCUGCACGAAAAGCCUCCGCGACAUUCGGUACUCACCCACCCGCCCCUCCACCACCUCCCCCACCCGCCGCGCGGCAGUCACAGCCAUCGCAACUGCAGCGAAAUUUUAUGGACACAAGCAAGUUUACCCUUACCAAGAAGAAGAGGAUGGAAAUAAAUGACUCGAAGUGGAAGUUUAAGCGUGAGGAGGACUUGCCGGAGCCGAGGCCUUUCAGUGGAGUCAGGAAGGUGUAUCCGAGUGGGAGGGGGAGUAGCGUUCCGUUAGAUUUUGAGAGUUUGGAGUAG
Tuber aestivum (summer truffle) is the source of this 1332-nucleotide messenger RNA. The record is from the annotation of a GenBank genome assembly. NCBI's taxonomy places the organism in Eukaryota, Fungi, Ascomycota, Pezizomycetes, Pezizales, Tuberaceae.